AGGCCUGGAGGAAAUGAGGGGGCGGAGGGGGGGCUGAGGUUCCGGGAGACCUUGUCCGUACCGCAGCCGCCGGGCUCCCCCAGGUGGCAGAGACGGGGCGGGGCUCCCCCAGGUGGCGAGGGCGGGGCGCUGCGCCAAGGCAGGGGCGGGACCCCGCCUCCCGUGCUCUUUUGGCUGCCCGCGCCCAGCGCACUCGGACGCUCCUCCGCUCCCCGCCGCGGUCACCAGGCUAUGGGGCUGGGGCUGGGGCUGGGGCUGGGGCCCGCCCCGACCCCCGGGGAGGCCGCCCCUACUGCGGCGUGACGGGCGGCCCAGAUGGUCAGCAUGGGCCAGUGCUACUACAAUGAGACCAUCGGCUUCUUCUACAACAACAGUGGCAAGGAGCUCAGCUCCCACUGGCGGCCCAAGGAUGUAGUUGUGGUGGCUCUGGGGCUGACCGUCAGCGUGCUGGUGCUGCUGACCAACCUGCUGGUGAUCGCGGCCAUCGCCUCCAACCGCCGCUUCCACCAGCCCAUUUACUACCUGCUGGGCAACCUGGCUGCAGCUGACCUCUUUGCCGGUGUGGCCUACCUCUUCCUCAUGUUCCACACGGGCCCUCGCACUGCGCGGCUCUCGGUGGAGGGCUGGUUUGUGCGGCAGGGCCUGCUGGACACCAGCCUGACGGCGUCAGUGGCCACGCUGCUGGCCAUCGCUGUGGAGCGGCACCGCAGUGUGAUGGCCGUGCAGCUGCACAGCCGCCUGCCCCAUGGCCGAGUCGUCAUGCUCAUCGUGGGGGUGUGGGUGGCCGCGCUGGGCCUGGGGCUGCUGCCCGCCCACUUCUGGCACUGCCUCUGUGCCCUGGACCGCUGCUCACGCAUGGCCCCCCUGCUCAGCCGUUCCUACCUGGCCGUCUGGGCCCUGUCCAGCCUGCUUGUCUUCCUGCUCAUGGUGGCUGUCUACACCCGCAUUUUCUUCUAUGUGAGGCGGAGGGUGCAGCGCAUGGCAGAGCAUGUCAGCUGCCACCCUCGCUACCGAGAGACCACACUCAGCCUGGUCAAGACCGUUGUCAUCAUUCUGGGGGCGUUCGUGGUCUGCUGGACGCCGGGCCAGGUGGUGCUGCUUCUGGACGGUCUGGACUGCAAGUCCUGCAAUGUUCUGGCUGUGGAGAAGUAUUUCCUACUCUUGGCUGAGGCCAACUCACUGGUCAAUGCCGUGGUGUACUCGUGCCGAGAUGCUGAGAUGCGCCGCACCUUCCGCCGCCUCCUCUGCUGUCUGUGCCUUCGCCGGUCCACGCACGAGUCUGCCCGCUACGCACCCUCCACCCGAACGGGUGCCAGCACUCGCAUCAUGCUUCCUGAGAAUGGCCAUCCCCUGAUGGACUCCACCCUUUAGCCAACCUGGGACUUCACUGGGGUGCCGCAGAUGCCAGAUCGUAGCCCCUGACCACUCGUGGACGCACCUGGCUCUCCCCAAUCUGCAGGACAGACUUAAAGGCAGACCCCCAGUCUGCCGUGGCAC
Molecule: messenger RNA, 1497 nt
Organism: Prionailurus viverrinus (fishing cat)
Lineage: Eukaryota; Metazoa; Chordata; Mammalia; Carnivora; Felidae
Gene: LPAR2
Product: lysophosphatidic acid receptor 2
Exons: 3
Coding region: 316-1371 (351 amino acids)
Biological process (GO): G protein-coupled receptor signaling pathway
Cellular component (GO): membrane
Molecular function (GO): lysophosphatidic acid receptor activity
Source: RefSeq, a predicted model, not a curated record